Messenger RNA from Drosophila subobscura, 1026 nucleotides. RefSeq lists its product as uncharacterized. NCBI's taxonomy places the organism in Eukaryota, Metazoa, Arthropoda, Insecta, Diptera, Drosophilidae. The record is from RefSeq and is a predicted model, not a curated record. The coding region runs from base 117 to 908 and encodes 263 amino acids. The transcript is spliced from 4 exons.
GCAUGGGCCAGGUACAUUUCCCUCCCCCGAAAGUAAGCCAAACCAGAGAAAGGAUAACUCAUUGAGCUACCACCAACUUAUCAUCGAGAGCUAACACCUAAAAACUACCAAAGAUCAUGAAUCUAUUGUGGAAUCUCGUUGUGUUCGCACUGUGCGGAGUGUGUCUGGCAGAGGAUUUCGAAGCGGAGUUGCCGCCCGUCGAGUUCAAGCCAGUUCGAGAAUUAUCCGCCGAUAUACCGACCUGUCGGGAGAGCGAUCUCAAUAUCAACGAGUGCAUCAAGCAGGGCAUCCAGCAGAUUACCCCACGCAUGAAGUACGGCAUUCCCGAGCUGAACAUCCCACCGCUGGAUCCCUUCGAGAUGGGAAAAAGUUCCUACACCUACAAUUCGGGCCUGCUCACGGGUCGCAUUGCCAUGAAGAAUGUCAUCGUGCAUGGCCUCAGCGAGGGCAUUGUGGACAAGGUCAACUUCCGCCUGAAGAACGGACAAGUGCGAAUGGAGAUCCUCUCGCACGUACCGCAAAUGCUGGUCGAGGGUGCCUACAAAGCAGACAUUAAGCUGAACGACCUAAAGCUCACCCCAAAGGGCACCUUCAACGUCACCCUCACCGAUGUCAGCAUGAGGGCGAGGCCCACCGGGGAGCUGUACGAGCGCGACGGUCAUACUUACCUGCGUCUGACCAAACUGGAGACUGAGCCCAAAGUGGGCGACUUGCGUUUCUACGCCAACGGCCUGGUGCCUGACCCAGCUCUAAACGAUGUCAUCUUGGACUUUAUUAACCAGUACUGGCGCCAGCUCUAUCAGGCAAUGCUGCCCGAGACACUGGCCUCCUGGCAGCCCCUCCUGCUGAAGUCUUCAAACGAUUUCUUUGCUGCUUUACCAUUCGAUAUUCUGGUGACCAAGGAUUGAGAGAUUUCUUUGACUUACUUUGCUAUUAUUGUAGUAUUUAAACACUUCGGUUCUGUAUGUUCUACUCAAGGUGUUAACAUAGUUUGUAUCCCAAUAAAGAGAGUAUCAAAUACCACAA